Messenger RNA from Stylophora pistillata, 2829 nucleotides. RefSeq lists its product as uncharacterized. The record is from RefSeq and is a predicted model, not a curated record. Gene Ontology annotation, molecular function: protein binding. Lineage: Eukaryota; Metazoa; Cnidaria; Anthozoa; Scleractinia; Pocilloporidae.
UAAGGUCGUUCAGGUUUUUUGUGAACAUUACUAGCCACGAUUUGAAUUAGCCUACGUGACGAACCGGUUUUCUCUAUAGUACAGUUUCUGCUUUGUUUGUCGGUUCGGCAAAUUGGUUCAGGAAAUUACUCCCGCGUAGCACAGUUCCUUGUACGUGAAACGGCAACAGCUUUUGGCGCUGAAAAGAUUUAUUAUUCAGUACAAAAGUGAUCUAAACUUUCUAGGCCGCGUCACCCUUUCAAAAAUAACAAUCACCAGGGUGAGGAACUGAAAGAAAUUUAAGGGUCAACGUCGAAGAACAUCAAUAUGGCCACACUUGAGCAACUAAACCACCAAGAAUCGCUUCUCAAGCAAAAACUUGAAGGAACAAAAAAUAUCACAGAGCGAAGAAAACUCCGGGCGGAACUUCGAUCUGUGAGGGACCAGAAAGAAAAAUUGUCAGAUGUUAACACCAACGACACGAGAACAACUACCAUGUCAUCAAAAUUUACGAUGUCCGUGAAUAGCACAGAGAAAAGGAAGUAUGAAGAAAGAACCAUACGCGUUAACAGAGAGGAAAGUCCAGCAAGGAAAGAGAACGUUGCCCCACAGCAGCCCAGAAGUGCUCGAAGCACGUUUAGUUUCAAAAUGACGGAUAAAGACGAAGACAACAGCGAAAGUCGCGCAGUUGAAAGUAGUUCAUGGAGACGCCAGACCAAUCAUGUGAAUUCCAGUAUAGAUGAAAAACGACCACGAAAAGAACAAGACCUCAACAACAACAACAGUGAUGUGAAAAAGGCCGAGAAAGAGGAAUCUCCGAAAAGAGUCUCGCGGCGAUCAUCUUUGGCAGAAUUGUUCAAAAUUGAACAGGAAGGGAAGCAGAAACCUACAAACCCUACCCUACCCCCACAGGUGUCAGCUUCCUCGUCACCAGUGCUUAAGCGCUUACCUAUGGAAACUCAUCAGGAUACGAAGACCAAGCAAGACUUGUUACAGAAUCUAGGGCGACUUCGUGGCCGGCGAAGGUCCGUUCGUGAGAUCGAGAGGAAAGAGGAAUUGGAAGGGUUGAUGUACGUAAAAAGUGGGGACACAGUCAAACUGGUGAAUACCUCACAAGGCGAUGAGCAAGUCAAGGAACAGAGAAAGGUCCGGCGUUCCUCGCGGAAAGAGAGUCAUGAGAAGCUGAAGGUCGAAGGAAACACUAUCAGCAACCGAAACGAAACAGAACUGUCGGCCAUCCAGGAGAGCCCUCGAUCUCCAAACGCAAAGAAACGAUUCGGAUUUGGCGAUGAAGACAACGCAGCUCAGAAAAGGCUUGAAACGCCAACGCAGAAAGAAGAAGCUCCUAAGGCUAGAAUCUGGCAGCCCCCUCCACCCACUGAUACAAAUGUGGAACCGAGCCGCCCAGGGAGGCAGUGGUCUGCUCCAAGCCCUCAGCGGGUAGGGCCUCCCAGGCCUAACUCAUUCCUACCACCUAAAGCAAAUGAGCCUCCCAAGUUUGGGCGGCCAGGAGGAGGAGCUAACGGUGGCGGAAUGGGCUCAGUGAAGGAUCGCAUGGCUUUCUUCAGAAAAGCUGCCGAGGACGAGAAAAAAGCAAAGGAAAAACAGUUCGUACCAAAAUCCCCAACAACGCCUGUCAACAGGUUUACUGCCCCUUCGCCCACCAGUUCCACAGCUCCGUCACAAACAACGGCGAAGCCUGCAACCACUCCAACAAGCCCAACAGAAAAGGUCUCGCUAAAGAAAGCUCCGGAUCCGAACAAGGCUCCAAGGGAAUUGAAAAAGAAACCUCAACUCAAACGGCAGAUGUCAGUAUCUUCGUUGAUUUUGACGUGGUGUAAAGAUGUCACGCAAGAAUACGAGGGAGUAAAUAUCACUAACUUCAGUGGAGCCUUUAGUAAUGGUUUAGCGUUUUGCGCUUUGAUCCAUAAAUUUAACCCCGACAAGUUCGACUACAACUCGUUAUCCGCUGAAAAUAGAGAAUACAACUUCAAGUUGGCUUUCGAAACUGGAACUUCUGUUGGGAUACCCGCUCUCCUAGACGUCGAGGACAUGGUUCGUCUCAAAAAACCGGAACCGCGCAGUGUCCAGUGUUACGUUCAAAUGAUAUUUAGUAAAUAUCGACCAAAGGAUAUGGACAUGUCCAAUCUUAUUAUAGCUUAAACAGUAUUUGUUAGAAAUUGGUUCCACUGAAUUUUGUGAAAACAGUAGGAGUUUAUUUUUUAAAGAGGGGCGCAACUUUUUUUUUAAGAGAUCUCGUUCAGUGGACGUUGAGGCUGAAAUCUAAAUGUGAAUGUUCUGUGUAGGAAUCUUCUCAUAAUUUGAUUUGAUUUCGUUGGUGUUCGCAUUGCAUUGGCCAUCACCACAUUCAGUUUUCCGAGAGGAAAAGACUCUGUGGCCAAUCGAACAUUGUGGGGGACCUUAUCAGCAGUGCAGAUCGUUAUUUGAGUAAUCUUAAAAGUCAUGUGCAACUACACGGUAUGAAUGCUCAAAUUGAAUGAAUCUUAAUAUUGAACCCAGUUUCUAUACAAAUCCUUCGAACCUUUGAAACUUUGGGGUCUGGGAAGGAAAAUGAAUUAAGCGACAGAGAUAUAUAUCUAAGUCGAAUUUCUUGGAAAAUAUCUGUUUCAUACAAGAUAAUUAUAUUCAUUCAUAGUUAAGAUACGUGAUGCUUGAAGCUGCCGGGUACAAAUAGGUCAUCAUGUAUUUAUAGAGUGUACAAGAACCGCCUGUUUGGUUGGCUUCUCAAAUAAUUUGAUGAAUCGAUACAGUAGUUUUAUGUAAGUAGAGUUAUAUUUUAAUGUUAUCGAGUAGAGAAUUUUAAUCAAAAGAAUUGACUUUUACCUAGAA